AUGCUUCAAAUAUGUACUACACAUAAUCAUUCUGGAUCACAAACUGUACAAAAAAUUAUAACAAAAAGUUUAGAAAGCAGUAUUGGUUCUCAAGAGUUGUCAAAUAAUAUAAAAUUUUUAAAUGCAUCAAAUUAUGACAGUAAUCAAAUUUCUUUAGAACUUUCUAAAUAUUUACAAAAUAUCAACCCAGAAUUUAGAGAGAAAAUUUUACAACAUUAUUUAACAUUAAAUUUAAAUAAUGUUGAUCCAUAUAUAAUAAAUAAUGAAAUAAGCAAACAAUUUGUAGCAUUAAUUAAAGAUGAUUUAUUAAAAAAUAUGACUUAUGUAAUUGAAGUGAAUCCAGGCUAUGGUUUAAUAACACAAAACUUAUUAAAAGCUGGUAUACCAUUUAUACACUUAUGGGAAAGUCAUAAUGAAUUUUACCCUGUGCUACAAAAUUUGAAAAAUAUAUUUCCCAAUCAAGUGAAAAUAACACAAGCAAAUCUUCUUAAAAUGUCAAAAAUGUUGAAUUUAAAUAAAGCAUAUGAAUCUCAUACUUUUAAUACAUAUAAUAGGCAUAUAAGUGGCCUAUUUAAUAAUAUAUCAAAGAGAAAAUGGGAGGAAGAAAGUUGUAUGCAAAUAAUUGGAAUAUCAACUAACUACAGGUUUAUAAGGCAUUUAAUAAUAAGUACAAUAUUUCAAACAGGCUUUAUGAUGUAUGGAAGGACAAUUUUUUACCUUGCAUUAUCACCGUCUAUAUGGGCUAAAUUGACGUGUCAUGGUAGUGGAAGUUCAACAAAUUAUAUUAUGUUUAAUACAUUAUUUAAUUAUACUGUAUUUGGAACACUAGAUAGGAAAGGAUUCUUACCAUGGCAAAAAAUUAAAAAAUCAAACAAUAAACAUAAAAAUGUUUUAUUGCAAGCUGAUAAUGAACUAUUUUAUCUUGUCAAAAUAGAACCCAGGCCUGACCUUCUUACAUUAUUUCGUGAGAAAGAACAUUUAAUAUACUUUUGGCAUUUUGUUCGGCAUCAUUUAUAUAAAUCAUCAUCGAGAGUAAUACCAACAUUGGAGAAGAUAAUGCCAGGUUUUGGUAUAAAAUUAAUAGAAAAGAAUUAUAAUAUUUUUACUCAGUUUAAAGAGUUAAAUUUUAAUCAAAUGCUUGAUAUAUAUAUGGAAUUUAAAUCUUGGCCUGAAUUUAAACAAAGUUCAUUUUUACCUGGUGCAAAUGACAUUUUGGAAACAUAUGAACCAUACAAAGAAGGAGAUAGUAAUUAA
Molecule: messenger RNA, 1254 nt
Organism: Eufriesea mexicana
Lineage: Eukaryota; Metazoa; Arthropoda; Insecta; Hymenoptera; Apidae
Gene: mtTFB2
Product: mitochondrial transcription factor B2
Exons: 4
Coding region: 1-1254 (417 amino acids)
Biological process (GO): rRNA methylation; transcription initiation at mitochondrial promoter
Cellular component (GO): mitochondrial matrix
Molecular function (GO): rRNA (adenine-N6,N6-)-dimethyltransferase activity; mitochondrial transcription factor activity
Source: RefSeq, a predicted model, not a curated record